Molecule: messenger RNA, 393 nt
Organism: Cladophialophora bantiana CBS 173.52
Lineage: Eukaryota; Fungi; Ascomycota; Eurotiomycetes; Chaetothyriales; Herpotrichiellaceae
Exons: 1
Coding region: 1-393 (130 amino acids)
Source: RefSeq, a predicted model, not a curated record
AUGGCCACCCAACCAUACCACAACGGUGACCCUCCAAGAAGAUCGUUCCAUGCAGUCACCCUGCUUCUGUUGCAUCAGAUGAACACGAGCACACCAAACCACCAGAGCUCUUGUUCCGUCGGAAUGACACCGGUGUUUUACCGUUCAAGCUCUGUUGCCCAGCUGCCCAGCUGCUACGUCGGGCCUUGUCUCGACAACCUCCACAACGUCAGCCCAGAAGUGGUGCAUAGGCCCUGGAUUUUCAGCGACUGGAGCGACAGUAUGCAACAAGGGUCACAAGGGGCCGACUCGCCGCUUCAUGGCAUGAUCGUCCCCACGAUUUCUCCAUCUCUGCGUGGCAAGACGACGGGAGUUCGCUUCCAGGAGACUGGGGAGGAUGGCCGCGUGCAGUGA